Molecule: messenger RNA, 1925 nt
Organism: Anoplopoma fimbria (sablefish)
Lineage: Eukaryota; Metazoa; Chordata; Actinopteri; Perciformes; Anoplopomatidae
Gene: prmt6
Product: protein arginine methyltransferase 6
Exons: 1
Coding region: 188-1243 (351 amino acids)
Biological process (GO): peptidyl-arginine methylation
Molecular function (GO): protein-arginine N-methyltransferase activity
Source: RefSeq, a predicted model, not a curated record
UCUACCCUGUCAGUGAAUGCAGCAAACCGACCACCGCGUCACUGUUGUUUGGUCGUGGGAGUUGUAGUCUAUUUAACCACGCGUCUCUCGUAUUGCGAGCAGCGGGAAACUACAAGUUCCAGAUGUAACAAUGCGGAAGUAGCGCAACCAAACACUGUAAGGUUGCAGCAGCGCCAGACACGAGAAGAUGUCUCAUGUCGUUAAGAAAAGAAAAUUGGACAAAACCCGGCAGGACAGACUGUACUUUGACAGCUACACGGAUGUGACCAUCCAUGAGGAAAUGAUAGCGGACCAGGUCCGGACUAACACGUACCGAAUGGCCAUACUGAGGAACAGUGAGUCCAUACGGGGCAAAGUAGUACUGGACGUCGGGGCAGGAACCGGCGUGUUGAGCAUGUUCUGUGUUCAAGCCGGUGCUAAGAAGGUCUACGCCGUGGAAGCCUGUUCUAUCGCCGAGCAGGCUGUGGAAAUAGUCAAACAGAACAAUAUGGAGGACAAAAUCGCGAUAAUCCGAGGCACAGUGGAGACGGUGGACCUACCGGAGAUGGUGGAGGUCAUAGUGAGCGAGUGGAUGGGGUAUGCCCUCCUGCACGAGUCCAUGCUCAACUCGGUCCUCUACGCGCGGGAUAAGUGGCUGAAGCCGGGCGGCGUCAUCCUCCCCAGCAAGGCCGAGCUCUACAUCACACCCAUCAGCGACCCGGUGGUGGAGGACCGCCUCCAUUUCUGGUACACCGUCAAAGACCAGUACGGCGUCGACAUGUCCUCCAUGUCCGACUUCGCCCGGAGGUGCAUCAUGAACUCCGACAUCACGGUCAACUCUGUGACCGUGGAGGACGUGCUCUCCCACCCGGCCCGCUUCGCCGAGCUCGACCUGUACUCGGUCACCGUGGAGGAGCUGCGGUCGGUGACGGGCAGGUUCAGGUGCGAGUCGUUCGGCUCGGCGGCGGUGAACGCGUUCUGCGUCUACUUCACGGUCACUUUCCCCUGCCCGGACAAACCGCAGGCGCUCGUGCUCUCCACGUCCCCGUUCAAAGCGGAGACGCACUGGAAGCAGGCGGUGCUGUACCUCGACGCUCCGGUGGACGUGGUGCAAGACACGGUGGUCACCGGAGAGAUCAGCAUGUUCCCCUCGGAGGAAAGCGCCAGACAUAUAUGUAUCCACGUGGACUACACCAUAGGAGAGCAGAAAAAACAGUCCAAGACUUUUUCCAUCCCAGACUGGAGCAGUGAAGCCCAGUCAUAGUUACAUGUUACAGUUUAAUCACCAGGCAACACACUCAAAGGCCUUCUAAUGUCAUCUGUCACAAAGAUGUCCAGCCUGCUCACUGGGGUUUGGGACAAGUGGAAGCAAUUACCUUAAAACUAUGAGGUGAAAAUAGGUCUCACUUGGGCCCUCAGCUGACAGACACAUGCUCAUGCAAACUUAGGUUUUGACCCAUCUCUCCAAAACAUGUAGUGCUUUUUUUUUUUUUUUUUGAGUAGACCAGCACACACGGCACUACAGUCAGUAUGUGAAUUGCAAAACAUGUUUCUUAAGGUUGGAGUCCUGUUGUGUUUAUGCUUGUUUUUACACCUAAUAAAUAAUUUGACUUGUACAUUAGUACAUAUAAUGUCCUUAACAUCCUUUUAUUUUAAACAUUUUCAUUAACCUCACUCAACCAGACUAGUAUGUGCUUGUGAAAUCCAACACUGAUGCUUAUUGUUUUGCAUACCGUGUAUUCAGUUUACAGCUUUUAUGACCCAUUGUAUACCACGGCGUUGCAGUAGAACUGAAUAACCAACCGUUCUUUUCUCAAUUAAUCAUUUGGUCUUUUAAAAUGUCAUAAAAUGGGGAAAAACAAACAAACCCAAAGAUUGUUGAUUUACUAUUAAUAAUACGGUUACUAAUACUAUUAAUACGAAUACUUACUACUAUUCUAAUACAG